AUGAAUAAUCCGGUAGCAUGGCAGCUCUGGGAUGCAGAGUCCAUCUCCCUGGCAAAGAAGCACAACCGGUUGGUGUUUUUGAGCAUCGGAUAUUCAGCAUGGUGCCAUGUCAUGGAGAAGGAGUCUUUCAUGUCACCUGAGGUGGCUGCAAUUCUCAAUGAGUCGUUCGUUCCGAUCAAGAUCGACCGGGAAGAGCGACCAGAUAUCGACGAUGUCUACAUGAACUAUGUCCAGGCCACCACUGGAUCCGGCGGCUGGCCUUUGAAUGUCUUUCUCACCCCAGACCUGGAGCCAGUCUUUGGCGGCACCUACUGGCCCGGCCCUAAUUCGUCGACCCACACAGGACCGGAUACCAUUGGGUUCGUCGAGAUCUUGGAGAAACUGCGCGAUGUGUGGCAAACACAACAGGAGCGCUGUCUGGAAAGUGCCAAAGACAUCACGAAGCAGUUGCGGGAGUUUGCCGAGGAAGGAACACACUCGCAACAUGCGGACCGGGAUGGUGAUGAGGACCUGGACAUUGAGCUGUUGGAAGAAGGGUAUCAACAUUUCGUGUCUCGAUACGACUCCAUCAACGGGGGAUUUGGCAGGGCACCAAAGUUCCCUACACCAGCCAACCUGAGCUUUCUUCUGCGACUCGGUGCCUACCCCAGCCAGGUGACCGAUAUUGUGGGACAGGACGAGUGCGAAAAGGCCACUGCAAUGGCGGUCACGACCCUAGUCAAUAUGGCUCGAGGCGGAAUUCGGGAUCAUAUCGGCCAUGGGUUUGCUCGCUAUAGUGUGACCCCUGACUGGAGCGUACCUCACUUUGAGAAGAUGUUGUACGACCAAGCACAGUUGCUGGAUGUCUACGUUGAUGCUUUCCGGCUAACGCAUGAACCCGAACUAUUGGGUGCCGUCUAUGACUUGGCCACCUACUUGACGACUGCUCCCAUGCAGUCGCCCACGGGAGGAUUCUUCUCGUCGGAAGAUGCAGACAGUUUCCCUAGCCCCAACGACACGGAAAAGCGAGAGGGUGCUUUCUACGUCUGGACCCAAAAGGAGCUCAUCCAGGUGCUGGGCCAGCGAGACGCCGGAGUGUGCGCCCGGCACUGGGGUGUCUUGGCAGAUGGGAAUGUGGCACCAGAGUACGACCCUCAUGACGAGUUUAUGAACCAGAAUGUGUUGUCCGUUCGUGCUACCCCCAGCAAGCUCGCCAAAGAGUUUGGACUCAGUGAAGAUGAGGUGGUGAAGGUCAUCAAGACCGGGAAGCAGAAACUCCGCGACUACCGCGAGAAGACGCGAGUGCGGCCAGACCUGGACGACAAGAUCAUUGUGGCCUGGAAUGGCCUGGCGAUCGGUGCGCUGGCUAAGUGCAGUGUGCUGUUCGAGGAGAUCGAGAGCUCCAAGGCGGUGCAGUGCAGAGAAGCCGCCGCGAAAGCGAUCAGCUUCAUCAAAGACAACCUGUUCGAGAAGGCCACUGGACAACUGUGGCGUAUCUAUCGGGAUGGUAGCCGUGGAGACACCCCUGCUUUCGCGGAUGAUUAUGCGUACCUCACUAGUGGACUGCUGGACAUGUACGAAGCCACCUUUGAUGACAGCUACCUCCAGUUCGCUGAACGCCUACAAAAGUAUCUGAAUGAAUACUUCAUUGCCCAGACGGGUUCUAAGACUGCUGGGUACUACACCACCUCGUCGAUGUCGACCCCCGGCAUGCCUGGUCCGCUACUCCGUCUGAAGACCGGCACCGAGUCAGCCACGCCGUCCGUUAAUGGUGUUAUCGCGCGCAAUUUGCUGCGUCUGGCCGCGCUAGUCGAGGAAGACGGCUACCGCACCCUGGCACGAGAGACCUGCAAUUCAUUCUCCGUGGAGAUCAUGCAGCACCCGUUCCUGUUUGUGGGCAUGUUGGAUGUCAUCGUGGGACUCCAGAUUGGCACUCGCACCGUGACGGGCGUGUUCUGCACCGCCGAUGUCUCCUCGUUGCCCGGGCGCGAGGAAGGUCUGCUCAGUCGCGCCGACGAGCCCACGUCGGCACGCGAUCUGAUCAUUCAGCGUGUGCGUGCCGAAGCUGGGCACGCGUUGUCGCCAUCCCGGACGACGACUUCGCUCGUGGAUGUGCGGCCGUCGCACUUGAAGGACUUUGUGGGGAACCAGAGCUUCUGGUUGAAAUCGCGUAAUCCGCUGUUCAAGGAGCUCAAGGCGGCCGAGCCGCCUAAGAACUACAUGCUUGUGUGUGAGAGUGGAAAGUGCAAAAGUGUUGAUCUUUAG
Molecule: messenger RNA, 2244 nt
Organism: Penicillium riverlandense
Lineage: Eukaryota; Fungi; Ascomycota; Eurotiomycetes; Eurotiales; Aspergillaceae
Product: thioredoxin domain-containing protein
Exons: 3
Coding region: 1-2244 (747 amino acids)
Biological process (GO): carbohydrate metabolic process
Source: RefSeq, a predicted model, not a curated record